GAGAGAUGAGAUUGGCUGUAUGGAUUCACGUUCCACCAAUUAAUUGUCACCACCAUCAAUCAGAUCCAUAAGGCAGCCGUGAUCGUUCUACUGCUGGAUGAGAUGGGGCAAGGACAUCGGCUGGAUGGAUUAAACGUUUCACCAAUUCAUCACACGUAGGCUCUCCGUGCCAACAUUGGUUCUCAUCUGCUGUUUACCGCCCUUAGUGGAAAUCCCACAUUAAUAUGGCGGGGAUGGGGGGUAAGUAUAUCCAUAGGACAACCGCCCCACAAAGUGGUACAUAUUUUAUAGACAGGCGGGUAUGAUGGGCUGAGUCAACCAGGUGAGUUAUAUUUUAUUUACUUGCUAUUCAACGACUUAUUUGCAUUAUUGCGUUGGUAUUUUUUCUAAUUAGCAUAAUAUUUACUAAAUGUAUACGUUGCACAUUCUCAUUACCAUAAGAACAUAUUUAAACAGCGGUUAUAUUCAUUUUUCAAAAGUCACACUUAUCCCAUGUAGUAUAUCCAAACAUUUCUCGACCUCACGCCGCUUAUCAACUGUAGUAAAUCCUAACACGCGUGGGGCAGUAUUCCGCGCUCCGAUUGGCCGAGCGCCUCCGACCAAUGAAGUCGCUCGUCUCUCGACCGACAUGGCUGCGCCCAGUGGGAGCGUGGCUGCACGUGGGCUGCGAGGGAUCGCUUAGUCGAGACGGAGACUCGAGCCGAGAAGGCGAAACAGUGACUGCGACUGAACCAUGAUGAAUCGCAGAGGCGGGGGAGGAAGAGGAGGGAGGGGAGGAGGUAGAGGAGGAAGAGGUAGAGGAGGUGGAAGAGGAGGAGGGAGAGGUAGAGGAGGUGGAAGAGGAGGAGGUGGAGGAGUAAGAGGACACAGGAAGGAGGAGGACAACUUGAGGCGGCUGCGAGUUUCUGUGGAAAAGUUCGCGAGGGGCGGAGACGGAGACUUCAAAGAAAGCGAGGGGUCGGACUUUCGGGGUCCCUCCAGGGGGCUCUCUAGGGGUUUCUCCCGUGGGGGUUCUUCCCGCGAUGACUCGAGGGGUCCCUCCCAGGGUCUCGCGAGGGAUCUUGCUAAAGGUGACGCGAGCGGCGUCUCGCGGGGUUCACACCGGGGUCUCUCUCGGAGGACUUCAAGGGGCGGUUCCUCCAUGGGGGGUUACACGCGGGGCGUCUCCAGUGGUCUCCACAAGGAUCCCCCACGGAGUGACUCCUGGGGCCCCCCGCAGGAUCUCCCAAAGGGUCCUGGCGAGGGCGACGCCGGCGGUGUCCCCCACGGCCCCUGCGGGGGUCUCCUUUCUCGGGGUUCCGCUCAGGGCCCCUCGCGCAAGGAGAGGCGCAAGCGGGAGCGGGCGCUGAAGAAGAGCAAGCGGCAGGCGCACUUUGCCAAGUUCCAGCGGCAUCGCCCUGACGGCGGCGAUAAAAACAAGGGAGGAGGUGGUGGUGGAGACGCGGGCGGAGCAGCAGCGGCGGCGGCGGUAGCGAGCCGCAAGGCGCGGGGCAAGGGUCCGCUCGCGAGGGCCGACGCCGAGUCGGAGGGGAAGGAAGUGGGCAAGACGGAGACGCACGAGCGAGGGCUGCACGAGACGAAGGUUGGCAAAAGGAAGAGAAUCUACGACGACGACGACGGCAGCGAGGGCGAGGAUAGCGAGGGCGAUGUUGGCGACGAGGUGAGGGCGACGCGAGCCGACGAGGUGAGGAGGAUGGGCCUGAUGGAGGCGAACCGAGCGGAGGAGAGGGAGAUAAAGCGCCUGGAGAAGCUGCUCCACAUGGACAAGAAGAAGAAGAAGGGCAAGAGGGGGGGAGAGUCGGAGGAGGCGAGGCUUCCGCAGGCGUUCAUGCUGGACGGCCUGGACUACAUCCUGGACGCAGUGAGCGGGCGGAAGGCGCUCGCGUUUUACGAGGAGGACGAUGAGGUGAAGCGAGAGGAGGAAGAGGUGAAGGAGCAUAGCCUGCGCCGUCUCGAAGAGGCCACGGGCAACAAGGCCGCGAUCCCGGAACGGGAGCGACAGAAGAUGGCAGGGAGCGGCGAUGGGGCGUCUUCCGAGGACGAGCUUGGGUUGUCGGAUGAUGAAGAUGAUGAAGAGGAGGAGGAAGAGAUAUCGGGCGACGAGGAGGAGGGUGAGGGAGGAGGCGAUCAGAGCGAAGAGGAGGAAGGAGAAGAUGACGUGAUUGAUGAUGAGCUCGCAGGACAGGAGCAGUUGUCAGCUGUAGAAGAUAAUGAUGAUGUAGAAGAUGAUGAUGACGACGAUGUAGAAGAUGAUGAUGACGAUGUAGAAGAUGAUGAUGACGAUGUAGAAGAUGAUGAUGGUGAUGACGGUGACAGCGCCUCGAAUGAUGAUGCGUGUGAGAGCGGUGGUGAUGAAAACGACCAAACUAGCCUUCCGGCUGCUGCUGCUGCUGCUGCUUCUGCGGACGAAACCCAAGCCGUAAAGUACGUCCCCCCGUACCAGCGCAUGCGGCCUCCCGAAGAAGACGCCAAGAAAAAGGAGGAGCUGCAAAGGCUGAGCAAGACCGUGAGAGGGCUCGUUAAUCGGCUGAGCGAGGCGAACCUGCCGUGGGUGAGCGGCCAGCUCGAGGAGCUGUUCCUGCGCCACAGCCGGCACGACGUGACCGGCACGCUGACCGUCGCCGUGCUCGCCGCGUGCGUCACGCCGGCCCCCACUCCCGAGCGACUGCUCGGGGAGCACGCCAUGCUCGUCUCCGCGUUGCACCACAACGUCGGCGUGGAGAUCGGCGCCGCUUUUCUCGAGGCUCUGGCCAAACGCUUCGACGCGCUCCACCGCGCCCGAGACGGCGACGACGGCGGCAAGGAGCGCGAGAACGCGGCGGCGCUGCUGGCCCAGCUCUACCUGACGCGCGUGGUGCACUGCUCGCUGGUGCUCGACGUGCUGCGCCGGCUGGUCGCCGCCUUCGGCGAGCGCGACCUCGACGCGGCGCUGCUGCUGCUGCGCUCGAGCGGCACGUCGCUGCGGCGCGACGACCCGCUGGGGCUGCGCGAGCUCGUGGCCGAAGCGCAGCGCAAGGCCGCCGCGGUCGGCGGGGCUGUGGCGGCGGCCCGAGGGGCGCCCGCCGACGGCACCGCUCGCGACGGGACCAGGGUGCGCUACCUCCUGGAUACGAUGCUGGCGCUCAAGAAUAAUGAUGUGCGCAAGAUUCCCGGGUACGACCCGAGUAACCUGGAGAGGCUGCGCAAGCUCCUCCGCUCACUGGUGCGCUCGCAGGCCGGUGGCGACAGCGACCGCGUGCUGCGCGUGUCGCUGGAGCAGCUGCUCUCAGCGGACCGCGUCGGGCGCUGGUGGAUCGUCGGCUCGUCGUGGAGCGGGGCGGCGCCUGCGAGCACGGGCGCCGCCGGAGGCUCGGCCCAAGCCGGCGAGGAGCGGCCUGAGCUGCCGGUCGGAGGGGAGAUGAGCGCCAAGAUGAUGGAGCUGGCGCGCAAGCAGAGGAUGAACACGGACAUUCGGCGCGGGAUCUUCUGCGUGCUCAUGACGAGCGAGGACUACGUGGACGCCUUUGAGAAGCUCGUGCGCAUGGGGUUGAAGGAGAAGCAGGAGAGGGAGAUCGUGCACGUGCUCAUGGACUGCUGCUUGCAGGAGAAGUCCUUCAACCCCUACUACGCCUACCUCGGACAAAAGCUCUGCCAGUUUGACCGCAGGUUUAAGAUGACAUUUCAGUUCAGCAUGUGGGAUCGCUUCAAGACCCUGGGAAACCUGAACGCCACAGCCACCACCAACCUCGUCAACGUCCUGAGCCACCUGCUCGUCCACAAGGGCCUCUCCGUGACUGUGUUCAAGGCGUUGGAGUUCAGCGAGAUGGACAAGCUGUCGGUGAAGUUUCUCCGUCAGGUCCUGCAGAAGCUGCUCCUGGAAGCCUCCGAAGAGCAUCUGCCCGACAUAUUUUCAAAGGCGGCGGGCAACCCCAAGCUUGCUCUGCUCCGGGAGGGACUCAAGAUUUUCAUGCGGCACUUCAUGCUGCGCGGAGCCGCGUCGGGGGACGCGGACGAGGCCGAGCUACUGCGGCAGAGGAUCGAGGUGGCGGAGAAAGCCCUGGAGCAGGAGCGGAACCCGGCCGUGAAUCUGUGAUGGUCGCACGAACGCACGCAGAGGGCGGCCCGCCCGCUGUUACCGCUGCUAUUGUCGUCUCCACAAGAACACUCUGCGCCGCCAGUCCCGUGCUUCGGUCAGGGAGGCCUAGUGAUGCGGCAACACCGGUGAUGUGUCGUGCAAAACUCGAUCCCCGCGAUAAUCCCAUCGUCCGUUUUGAUAAAUGUUGGUUCAGCGCCGAUGAGCUUUGCUCAUUUACGUUUUUAAAAAUAUAUUUUCCGAUGAAAUAUUUAUUGAAUUGUGAUGUUCGUGGUAACUUGCCCAUUAAAUAGGUGCUCUCCAAAACGUUUUCUCGAGUUAUCGAGUCACCCGGUCUGACUUUCGAUGUGUUUGUCGUGCUGCACGACUCCGAUGCGUAUUUGUUCCACGGAAAGUCACGGUGAGCCAGUUGCCCAUCUAGUUCACAACAGAAAAAAACAACAUCAAAGGGAUGUGUACAGAAGAAGAGGCAUCAACGGAACAAAACGUGAGGGGUGCACAGGCAACCACAGUGCUUAAAAGAACAAAAAAAUAAGCCACAGGCAUUGUGCACCGAAACAAGAACGAGGUAAUGAACACCCCCGAGCAGCAUGGUUGGCCAUGUACGGUGCGAAAGAAGUUCAACAUACACAUGGGACAGGUGAUUGCCCACUUUUUACUGCGCUACCACCCCCUGGCGAUUGGGUAUGGCUCCUCGAAGCCCACGGGAAGGAAGUUUCACAACAUUUGUCUGAUCCUCCAAACCUCGCCUCCAGAGUGCUGCAUUGCAGGUGUGUGCCGCCACCAUUACCUACACCCAGCCAGCCAUAAAGUGAUUAAAUUAUUAUUUCGCCAUUCUAGUGCUUUUGAGAUUUUGAAUUCCAGUUCCAAACACUUCAAGUUUAUAUUUCGGGCAGUGGGACGCUACGUGUUCCAUGGUUUGGAGUUUGCCAGGGCUGACUUCGGUGGCAAAAGUGAUAUUUAACCCAGUCCUGGGGUAUGCACUUCAACACACAUUGACCAGCAUGGGGGAGGUCGUCAGCAGUAGAGUGACGAAGGGCCUGGCGAUGUUACUUUUGUUAUUGCAACAUCAAUUGUAAAUACUGUAAAUGUAGAACUUUGUUACGGUGAUUGAAUCCAUCUUUGUGAAAAGUAAAACGCUUUUCUAUUACAUUUUAAAUUAACGUGUGCCUUGUCCGCUCUCGGUGAAUUACAGUAAACACAUUCCGAUCACGAAUAUAAUUUCAAUUGCCCUGACAUAUCUGUGCAAUAGAAGACUGAAUGGAAAAAUGUGUCGGCUUUUUCGAAACUAUUCAAAACAUUUACUGACAUUAAACUAUACAAUUCGC
This is a messenger RNA of Petromyzon marinus (sea lamprey), 5400 nucleotides long. It is a transcript of the gene NOM1, whose product is annotated as nucleolar protein with MIF4G domain 1. The record is from RefSeq and is a predicted model, not a curated record. Gene Ontology annotation, biological process: ribosomal small subunit biogenesis. Gene Ontology annotation, cellular component: nucleolus. Gene Ontology annotation, molecular function: protein binding; RNA binding. NCBI's taxonomy places the organism in Eukaryota, Metazoa, Chordata, Hyperoartia, Petromyzontiformes, Petromyzontidae.